Messenger RNA from Amoebophrya sp. A25, 223 nucleotides. The record is from the annotation of a GenBank genome assembly. Lineage: Eukaryota; Dinophyceae; Syndiniales; Amoebophryaceae.
GCGAAUGUCGACGAAUUUGGGCAUUCUUGUUGUGAAUCACGUUGCGGAAGAGGCACGAGUCCUGCAUCUCGACUCCAUACAAGUGCGAACAGCAUCGACAGCAUCGCGAACGCGGUACUGCUUCACGCUACCGCCUAUGCAAAACAUGAUCGAAGAAGAUGGUCGAUCACAGUUUGCUGCGGAGUUAAAGAGUGUACUGGCACGCCUCGAGCCUAAGCCUCAU